AUGCCCGAAUUCUCAUCGAUUCUCGAGGAAGCGGCUCGGCAUGAAGAGAACAUGGAUGGUCAUCGUCGAGCCGAGAUCCGAGCGUUGGAUUUCGAUGAAACAAUUAUUGUGAGGCCUAAACCAAUCGAUCCACGACAGAAAGGAGUUGUAAAGAAGAAAAGUGUUGAGAAGAAAUCAGCUCCACCUCAACAAAAGAAAGCAAAACCCAGCGAGAAGGAGUCGAUCAAGUUGGGCGCAAAGUUUAGAAGUUUUGCUGAAUUCGAGGCGUCGUUUAACGAGUGGAAAGUGAAGAAUUUCCAUCCAUUCAGGACUGCAUCCAGUGAAACGUUGAGAGAACCGGAUGGAUCAAUCAAUGGAAAGUACAAGUACCGCUACCUUGUCUAUCAUUGUUCACACUAUGGAGCGCCGAGAGUUCGAUCAAGAAACGCCCGAAAACCACGCAGCAAAUACCUACCUUGUGGCUGCAAGGCAAUGCUUCGACUCAUCUAUGAUUACAAUGAAAAGAAGUUGGUGAUUGCAGUGUUGAACGCUGAACACGAAGGACAUCAGGUGAACGAGGAGAUUUUUGAGAAGCUCAAUCGACGGAAUAAAGUCAAAUUGCCCCAGAGUGAUGGUGAGGAUGAUGGGGAAGGGGAAAACAACGAGCCGUCCUUUGAGCCGACACUCAACUUUGCUAGAGUGAUGGCUCCUCAAAAUUUCCUUCAAGUUCUUCAACAGCAUCAGAAACUGAUCGGUUUACCGCUUGAGGAGUCAGGGCAAAGUUUGCAUGAAUCGUAUUGCCCGCGAAUGGUUGAUGAAUCGACGCUGAAUUCGGCGACUUUAACACUUCGAUCAAGUUAUACGAAUUCCGAAGUGACUGAAUCGAAUGAAACGAAAAACUUGUCGACGCUGGCCGAGAAUCCGAGAGUUCAAGAGACAAUCAGAAAUCUCCUCACUCAUCUCUCGAGUUUCGACGAGAAAACGUUGAAUGAUCGAUUGGAAACGAUCAAUACUUUUAUUUCAAAC
Messenger RNA from Mesorhabditis belari, 1005 nucleotides. The record is from the annotation of a GenBank genome assembly. Lineage: Eukaryota; Metazoa; Nematoda; Chromadorea; Rhabditida; Rhabditidae.